Molecule: messenger RNA, 2832 nt
Organism: Oncorhynchus kisutch (coho salmon)
Lineage: Eukaryota; Metazoa; Chordata; Actinopteri; Salmoniformes; Salmonidae
Product: tubulin polymerization-promoting protein family member 3-like
Exons: 4
Coding region: 252-788 (178 amino acids)
Biological process (GO): microtubule bundle formation; positive regulation of protein polymerization; microtubule polymerization
Cellular component (GO): microtubule
Molecular function (GO): tubulin binding
Source: RefSeq, a predicted model, not a curated record
GAGAGAAAGGGGGGAGUAAACAAGAACGCAUGCUCACGAGAGAGGCAGCAAAUGAUGUCAUGGCUUGUGCUGGUCUGUGCUCGCUCUUUUCCUCCCCACCUUCUGCUCUCCAUCUCCAUCUCUUCUCUGUACAUCGCUAUCAUCAUUGUGAAGGUGGUGUGAGUGGCAGGGCUAGGAGGAAGACACGCAGCAUCAGCACAGGCAUCCCCAACAUCAUCGUCACUCAGAAUUCCUUCACCUAACAGGGCAGAAUGGCAGAGGGCUCCGUAUCAGUAGCAGAGGUGGAGACGUCCUUCAAGAAGUUUGCCAUUCAUGGGGACACCAAGGCUACUGGGAAGGAGAUGAACGGGAAGAACUUUGCCAAACUCUGCAAGGACUGCCGGGUCAUCGAUGGCAAGAACGUCACUGCCACCGAUGUGGACAUUGUCUUCACUAAAGUCAAGGCGAAGACAGCUCGUGUGAUCGCCUUUGAGCAGUUCAGCCAGGCCCUGUCAGAGUUGGCCCCGAAGCGUUUUAAAGGGAAGUGCCAGGAGGAGGCGCUGCAGCAGCUCUACGGCCUCAUAGCAGGGAGGGAGCCUGCCAACGCUGGCGUCACUAAAGUGGCCAAGGCAGCGGCGGUGGACAGACUGACAGACACCACCAAAUUCACAGGGGCACACAAGGAGCGGUUUGACGAGUCAGGCAAAGGGAAGGGCAAGGCCGGGCGAGUAGACAUUCCAGAUGCCAGUGGCUAUGUGGGUGCCUACAAGGGCAAGGGCACCUAUGAGGAUAAGGUCAAGGAAGCAUAGGCAGGACAGAGGGAGAGAGAGAUAUGCUCAGUCAGUUACCCCAAAUACCCCCCCUAAAUAGUGUAAUUUAAGUGAGAACUUGUGUAAAUGUAUAUUAAUGCACAUACUGCGCAGGUAGGAUGGGCUGGUCAGUCACUGAGUCAAAGUAUUAUAUAUCCUUUAACGUUGCAUGUUGGGGUGGUGGUUGUUAGGAUGGAGAGGGGAGGUGUAAGGGUGAGGAGUAAACCUGGAUAGAAAACAAAACAGUGACCAAAUUCUAUGUCAAUAAAAAUGUGAAUAAUAUUUAGAUAUAUUCACCUUCCCAAGCGCUCCAACCCCUGACCCUAUCCCUCCCAGCUUCACUAGAUGCCUCUGUAUGAGUCGUUUUUACUUGUUUAUGUGUUGUGUAUAAUAUAUACUGAACAGAAAUAUAAACGUAUCAGGGACAGUAAAAGGCCACUCUAAAAUGUGCAGUUUUGUCACACAACACAAUACCACAGAUGUCUCAAGUUUUGAAAGAACAUGCUCCAGAGCUGUAGCCAGGGAAUUUAAUGUUCAUUUCUCUGCCAUAAGCCACCUUCAAUGUCGUUUUAGAGAACUUGGCAGUACAUCCAACCGCAUACCACGUGUAUGGGGUCGUGUGGGCGAGCCAUUUUCUGAUGUCAACUUUGUGAACAGAGUGCCCCAUGGCGGCAGUGGGGUUAUGGUAUGGUUAGGUAUAAGCUACAGGUAACAAACACAAUUGCAUUUUAUCGAUGUCAAUUUGAAUGCACAGAGAUACCGUGAUGAGAUCCUGAGGCCCAUUGUCGUGCCAUUUAUCCGCUGCCAUCACCUCAUGUUUCAGCAUGAUGUCAUAAGGAUCUGUACACAAUUCCUGGAAGCUGAAAAUGUCCCAGUUCUUCCAUGGCCUGCACACUCACCAGACAUGUCACCCAUUGAGCACGUUUGAGAUGCUCUGGAUCUACGUGUACAACAGUGUGUUCCAGUUCUCGCCAAUAUCCAGCAACUUUGCACAGCCAUUGAAGAGGAGUGGGACAACUUACCAUGAAAUUAUGAAUUACAAACCCUUAACCAACAAUGCAGUUAAGAAAAAUAAGAGUUAAGAAAAUAUUUACCAAAUAAACUAAAAGUUUUAAAAAGGUUAACAGUAACGAGGCUCUAUAUACAGGGGUACCGGUACCGAGUCAAUGUGCAGGGGUACAGGUUAGUUGAGGUAAUUGAGGUAUGUACAUGUAGGUAGGUGGAAAGUAUUCCCAAACAUGUGAAAUCCAUAGAUUAGGGCCUAAUGAAUUUAUUUAAAUUAACUGAUUUCUGUAAUAUUGUAACUCAGUAAAAUAUUUGAAGUUGUUGCAUGUUGCGUUUAUAUUUUUGUGACCAGUAACCCAUGACCCAACAUUUUGUGCCCUCUAGUGUACAAAACAAGUUAAAACAUCCCUAGACAUAACAUAUACAACACAUGAAAUUAUAUAUAGGCAGGCCAAAUGCCUCCUUCAGCCUCAGUCAUCACUCCUAUUACUGCAGGAACUCACUUAGUUCUCUACUACUACUACCACACAUUUUGCCUUAUCAUUGAGGUUGCUACUAACACUAAUGCCCUAGAUUUAUACACUGCUUUCACCCAGCCUUCUCUACUGAUGUCCUUAGCUUUCAUCUGCUCUGCUAUAAUAACUGUAUAUUGUAAAUAGAGAUAGUUGAAUGGAUGGAUGAAUGAAUGAAUAAACAAAUGGAUAGAUGAUGUAAUAGAUUAAUGAAUGGUGAAUGAAUGAGAAGAGAUUUCCACUGUAUCUGUACAGUGUAGCGCUUUGCCUGUGCUUUAGAAAUGAAGAGAGAAUAAGAGACCGAUGAGGACAUUCCUCCACUCCUGCAGUGAGGAAUGACUAAAUGAAUUGUUCUGUUGGAGGACUGGGAGCCUCCUGACUGCACUGCAUUGUCUCCUAUUGGGUUGUUGUUCUGUCCCUACUGAUCACGGUCUGUUGUGUUUUGUAUAGUUUAUCUGUGUCUCCCUCUAUUCUGAAAAGCUAUAAGAGUAUGUACAUGUUCAAAUAAAUCACUGAGCAGCAAUUCA